Coregonus clupeaformis (lake whitefish) is the source of this 542-nucleotide messenger RNA. RefSeq names its product tetratricopeptide repeat protein 28-like. The record is from RefSeq and is a predicted model, not a curated record. Gene Ontology annotation, molecular function: Hsp90 protein binding. Bases 129 to 542 code for a protein of 137 amino acids. The transcript has 3 exons. NCBI's taxonomy places the organism in Eukaryota, Metazoa, Chordata, Actinopteri, Salmoniformes, Salmonidae.
GCGCACUUUCCUUGAGAAAAGUUUCUAUAGAACGCAAAAAAAUACUUUUGUACCGGACAGCCUUCGGAAAGAAUUGAAGACGUAUUGAAGAAUACAUUGGCAUUGUAUUUAGUGACUUUUAUCAUGGGAUGAGAGAAGCCUGCUGCAGAAGCCAAGUAGCCUACAAACACAGGAUGGAGAAGCAAGCAACUUUUAAGGAAAAGUUUUCGAUAUUCGGCUCACGGACAGUUGGCAGAGCUGCACGGCGUGUAGCUGAAGAGGAAGGGGGCCGAUGUGGCCUCAGCAAGGCAGAGUUCAUGGAGAGAGUUCAGCAGAGCAACGAGGCGUGCCAACGCGGUGACUUCCAGGCUGCCGUGAGUCUCUAUGGCGAUGCCCUGCGAGCCGACCCACAGAACUGCAUCCUCUACAGCAACCGCUCAGCAGCCUUUCUCAAACUGGGACGCUACCAGGCUGCCCUGGAUGACGCUGUCAAGGCCCGUCUACUCAACCCCAAGUGGCCCAAGGCUUCAUUCUUUGCAAAUGGAAUGCUGUCACACUCUUGA